AUGUCGCGACAAACUCGUUCUACCGCUAAAAGAUUGACCCGUGUUCAACUUUCAACGCCACCAAUCAAUCCUCCACUCCGCUCAACCCAAUCAUCACAGUUGGAAACCCGUCUCUUCGCCACUCCCCAAGAAUGGGAAUCCUAUCUCACCGACAACCACCUCACAAACCCUUCAGGUCUCUGGCUUAAAAUCGCAAAGAAAUCCUGCCCAAUUCCAUCAAUAACGUAUGAUCAAGCCCUCAACACAGCACUUUGUCACGGUUGGAUCGACGGCCAACGUAAAUCCCUUGAUGAAACGCACUUCAUCCAGCGCUUCACGCCGCGUCGAAAAGGAAGUCUGUGGUCGCAGCGCAACGUGAAAAAAGUCGAUAUGCUCAUCGCGGAAGGAAAGAUGAAACCUGCUGGACAAACUGAAAUUGACGCGGCGAGGGAGGAUGGACGUUGGGAGAGGGCGUAUUCAUCAAGUAGCAACGCGACUGUCCCUGAAGAUUUUCAAAAGGCGUUGGAUGAGAACAAAGCAGCGGGAGACUUCUUCGCGGGGUUAGGAAAGACAAAGAAGUACGUGUUCAUUCAGCGGUUGGAAACUGCAAAAAAGCCAGAGACGAGAUCAAAGAGGAUUGAGCAGUUUCUUACACUUCUUGCAAGUGAGAAGAGUUUGUAG
Molecule: messenger RNA, 660 nt
Organism: Fusarium venenatum
Lineage: Eukaryota; Fungi; Ascomycota; Sordariomycetes; Hypocreales; Nectriaceae
Product: bacteriocin-protection, YdeI or OmpD-associated-domain-containing protein
Source: RefSeq, a predicted model, not a curated record